AUGGGCUGUGACCGAAACUGUGGGCUCAUCGCUGGUGCUGUCAUUGGUGCAGUCCUGGCCGUGUUUGGAGGCAUUCUGAUGCCAGUCGGAGACAUGCUUAUUGAGAGGACAAUCAAAAAGGAGGUUGUACUCGAGGAAGGUACCAUUGCUUAUCAAAAUUGGGUUAAAACAGGCACAGAAGUUUACAGACAGUUUUGGAUCUAUGAUGUGCAAAAUCCACAGGAAGUGGUAGCUAACAGCAGCAAAAUUAAAGUUAAACAAAGAGGUCCUUACACGUACAGAGUUCGUUAUCUAGCCAAAAAAAAUAUAACCCAUGAUCCUGAGAACCACACAGUCUCUUUUCUUCAGCCCAAUGAGGCCAUCUUCGAGCCUUCACUAUCAGCUGGAACAGAGAAUGACACUUGGACUGUUCUCAAUCUGGCUGUAGCAGCUGCACCCCAUCUCUACCCAAAUGCAUUUGUUCAAGUGGUACUCAAUUCACUUAUCAAAAAGUCAAAAUCUUCCAUGUUUCAAAGAAGAACUGUGAAAGAGCUCUUGUGGGGCUAUAAAGAUCCGUUCUUGAGUUUGGUUCCAUAUCCUAUUUCCACGACAGUUGGUGUGUUUUUUCCUUACAACAACACUGCAGAUGGAGUUUAUACAGUUUUCAGUGGGAAAGACAACAUAAGCCAAGUUGCCAUAAUUGACACUUACAAAGGUAAAAAGAAUCUCUCCUAUUGGCCAAGUUAUUGUGACAUGAUUAAUGGUACAGACGCAGCCUCAUUUCCACCUUUUGUUGAGAAGACGCGAGUGUUACGUUUCUUUUCUUCUGACAUUUGCAGGUCAAUCUAUGCUGUGUUUGGAGCUGAAAUUAACCUGAAAGGAAUCCCUGUCUAUAGAUUUGUUCUUCCAUCCAUGGCCUUUGCAUCUCCACUUCAAAAUCCAGAUAACCAUUGUUUCUGCACAGAAACCGUUAUCUCCAAUAAUUGUACAUCAUAUGGUGUAUUAGACAUUGGCAGAUGCAAAGAAGGAAAACCUGUGUAUAUUUCACUUCCUCAUUUUCUACAUGCAAGUCCUGAUAUUGCAGAACCCAUUGAAGGCUUAAAUCCAAAUGAAGACGAACAUAGCACAUACUUAGAUGUUGAACCUAUAACUGGAUUCACUUUACGAUUUGCAAAACGGCUGCAAAUCAACAUAUUGGUCAAACCAGCAAAGAAAAUUGAGGCAUUAAAGGGUCUUAAGCGGAACUAUAUUGUGCCUAUUCUUUGGCUUAAUGAGACUGGUACCAUUGGUGAUGAGAAGGCAGAAAUGUUUAGAAAAAGAGUGACUGGAAAAAUCAACCUUCUUGGCCUGGUAGAAAUUACCUUACUCAGUGUUGGCGUGGUGAUGUUUGUGGCUUUUAUGAUUUCAUACUGUGCGUGCAGAUCAAAGAAAGUAAAAUAAGCAGUAAAUGAGUUUCGACCUUUAUGUACCAGCUACAUCAGGACCAUUGUUACUAUUGACCUACAAAAUGAAGAUUAAAU
Messenger RNA from Puma concolor (puma), 1499 nucleotides. It is a transcript of the gene CD36, whose product is annotated as CD36 molecule (CD36 blood group). Gene Ontology annotation, biological process: lipid storage; receptor-mediated endocytosis; low-density lipoprotein particle clearance. Lineage: Eukaryota; Metazoa; Chordata; Mammalia; Carnivora; Felidae. Gene Ontology annotation, molecular function: scavenger receptor activity; low-density lipoprotein particle binding; low-density lipoprotein particle receptor activity. Gene Ontology annotation, cellular component: cytoplasm; caveola; cell surface. The record is from RefSeq and is a predicted model, not a curated record.